Messenger RNA from Malania oleifera, 3557 nucleotides. Its product is annotated as pentatricopeptide repeat-containing protein At5g15010, mitochondrial-like. Gene Ontology annotation, molecular function: protein binding. Lineage: Eukaryota; Viridiplantae; Streptophyta; Magnoliopsida; Santalales; Ximeniaceae. The transcript is spliced from 2 exons. Bases 475 to 2292 code for a protein of 605 amino acids. The record is from RefSeq and is a predicted model, not a curated record.
CACAAGUCGAGAUGUGCUCAUGACUCUCUUAUAAAUGGAGUCUAAAAAUUGAAUGUCUAUCUUGCUCUUAUGAAUAAGCUCUUACUGAGCCGAGAGCCGCUUGAUUCAUCCAAAUUUAAUAAAUAAAUAAAUUUAACACCGUUCCCCGGAGGAGUGUAAAGUCGCAGAGACGGAGCUUGGCGCGCGAGAGAUCUUAGGGUUUCCGUUGUCCGUGAUUUCUCUUUUCAAGUGGACAUCUGAAAGUAUGGGAUCUCAAGAAGAGGAAGUUGACGAAUCACCAUCAACUUGAAUCUCGCGGUUCUGUGUCAAGUCCUAAUUCGUUGCCUCGUUUGAAUCUACUUCUUCCUCCUUCUUCUUCUGAGCUAAUUGUGAUCAUGUUGGAUUUCUAGGAACAUGAUUUGAAUGCUGAAUUAAGGGAUUUUCCGCGUUUUCGUGUAGAAACUCCGCUUAUGUUCCCAAGUUUACACUGUGGAAAUGCGACACAUUGGAAGAAGGUCUAACCUGCGGUUUUUCUCAAUUCUGCUUCGUACCCAGUUCACUUCAACAUGUGUUAACUCCGCUCAACAUGUCAAUACGAUGACUAGUUUUAAUUUCAGGCCUUCUGAUACUGGAACUCUGACAGGUCCCUUGGCCUUGAGUUCUGGGUUUGCUAUCCGGUUCUCUUCUUUUGCUUUCUCUAAUUAUGAGAAUCCAGUGUUCCAUAAGAAUAAAGUAGAAGAUAGUAACUUUUAUGGUGAUUAUGAUGAUGACGAUGAUGACAACAGUGAUGAAGAUGCUGCUUUUGAUGAUGCCACUGUUGGGGCAUUGAAUGGAGCUGAUAAUAGUCUUGCUUGUGAUGCAAGAACCAUUCUUAAUGCAGUACGAGAAGCAGGGAACAGUAGUCUUGAACUGAAACACAAACUUGAGCAAUGUGGUGUUGCUGCUUCAUCGGAAUUGGUUGUGGAGGUUCUUUCUCAGCUUCGCAACAAUUGGGAAGCUUCAUUCACCUUCUUUCUGUGGGCUGGCAAGCAGCCAGGCUAUGCGCAUUCUGUGCAUGAGUACCACUCAAUGAUUUCUAUCCUUGGAAAAAUGAGAAAGUUUGACACUGCAUGGGCCUUGAUUGAUGAUAUGAGAGGGGGUAAGAACGGCCCAUCACUAGUGACUCCUCAUACACUCUUAAUUAUGAUCAGGAGAUACUCUGCUAUGCAUGAUGUGGGGAAGGCUAUAAACACUUUUUAUGCUCAUAAACGGUUUAAAUUUGAUGUCGGGAUUGAGGAAUUUCAGAACCUUCUAGGUGCUCUUUGCCGAUACAAAAAUGUGCAAGAUGCUGAGCAUUUGCUAUUCUGCAACAAAAAUGUGUUCCCAUUUAAUACCAAGAGCUUUAACAUUAUACUCAAUGGUUGGUGUAACGUGAUUGGUAGUAUGCGUGAGGCAAAGAGGUUUUGGAGGGAGAUGAGUAAGAGACGAAUUCAGCAUGAUGUUUUCUCAUAUGCAAGUAUCAUAUCUUGCUAUUCAAAAGCCAAUCAUCUGUAUGAAGUGCUCAGGCUUUUCAAGCAGAUGAAGGAUAUGAGUAUUGAACCAGAUAUAAAAGUUUACAAUGCAGUCAUUCAUGCUCUUGCAAAGGGUAGCCUUGUGAAAGAAUCACUCAAUCUUUUAAGAACAAUGGAAGAGAGGGGUAUUACUCCAAACACUGUUACUUUCAACUCUCUACUCAAGCCUAUUUGUAGGUCCCGGCGAACAGAUGAAGCUAGAGAGAUCUUUGAUGAGAUGUUGCGGCGGGGACUGUCCCCUACAGUUCGCACUUUCCAUGCCUUCUUUCGUAUUCUAAGGACAGCAGAAGAAGUGUUUGUGCUCCUCGAUAAAAUGAAGAAGCUGGGCUGCCCCCCAAAUAAUGACACUUACAUUAUGUUGAUUAGAAAAUUUUGUCGAUGGCGCCAGCUUGAGAAUGUCUUCAAGUUAUGGAAUGAGAUGAAGGAUAGUGGAAUUUGCCCUGAUCGUAGCUCAUAUAUUGUGUUGAUACAUGGGCUUUUUUUGAAUCAGAAGUUGGAGGAAGCUUACAAAUUUUAUAUUGAGAUGAUAAAAGAAAAUCUAUUGCCAGAACCAAAGAUGGAUGAGGUGCUUAAGGCUUGGGCAAAUGGUAAACAAAUGUCAGAUGACCAGAUUUCAGAUUUAAAAUGUCAAGCGGAUUCUAGUCAGUCAGGAAAGAAAACUGAAGUUACCUCGAAUAAAUUUUAUCAGGAAAGGGAUUUUCGCCGACUACCUGAAACUAAAAAGGUUGUAAGAGAGCGAGGAUUUUCUUUCUGGGAGCAGUAGGUUCCUCUUUUUUUUUUUUUUUUUCUUCGCUUGGGGAGCUGUAGGUUCUUGCAUGUUAAUGAACAUCAACAGUAUUUUCUUUCUGGAAGCAGUAGGUUCCUCUCUUCUUUUUUUUCCCCGCUUUGGGGAGCUGUAGGUUCUUGCAUGUUAAUGAACAUCAACAGUAUUUGUUGGAUGUGUAAAGUUAACCAAGCUAGUCAGCAACUCUCAGCUUCAAGUUGUUGCUAGACUCACAAAGGUACGUGAUUUCUCUUUGCUCAUUUGGUUUACCGGGUGCAUUAUAAUUCAGUCAACUCUUUACCAGUUUACUGGGUGCAUAACAGUUCAAACCAGCCCAGGCUUUGAGUGGUUUCAUUUUCAUUAGCAAUAUUUUAUUUGGCAACCAAAUGCACCACUAAUUGUUCCUUUUGAAGGAUCUUACAGACAUGUUGGUUUAUGAAUUGUCAUCUUCUUCCUCUCAAUCAAGCAUGAAUGGAUGCAGGAGGGUAGCUUUUAAGGCUUUUGAAGCUAAUGAACCGUCGCGUGAACAUGCACACUAGGAAAUGCAAAUGAACAUAUCCAUGCUAUAUGCAAUGCUAUUUCCACAAAUAGGUCAGUUUUAUUGAUUCUGAUGUGACAGUUGCCAAAGUUUGUCCCGUGGAAUUGAGAAUGCUGCUAAGCAGGUUAGAGCUACUUUUGAGGGUGCAAAAUCUACAUAUCCUUCUGCAGAGGGGAUAAUCUGUGUAUUCACUGAUGGAUCUUGUGUAUCAGUUCACGUUUCUGCCAAACUUAUCCUCACAUUUGAGUUGUUUAUGCAUGUUCAGUGUGACAUGACAUCCAAGACUGCAAAGAAACACAAGCAAAUUAAACCAGUGCAUCACAGAUUCCAUUAGUGACAAAAUAUUAAUUAUCGUAAUUCUGUGGUUGAAGCUACAUGUCCACUCAGCAGCACCUUGAUGUUGUUUCUUCAUUAACAUAAUCAUAAAUUGCGUCAUCAGCUUAAUCAGUCACUGGGGACUUAAAGUGGGGCGUGGUUGUCUAGCAUCUGCAGUUUUUGCAGAUUCUAGAAUCUGAUGCCAGUUAUUUUCUGAAGUCAGAAUGCUUCUUUGAUGGCAGUUCAGUAUGAAGUCGAAUUAUAAUUCAAGUUUUGGCCCCUUCCGGGAAUUAUGAAAAAAGUUCCAUUCAUUUUCAUCCGUCACUAUGAUGCAGAAUGUGUUGAUUCUUACUACUGAGAGACUAUUUUGAAUUUGGCCUGGACAAUUUAACUGAUGAUAAAGUUGCUCUCA